AUGGAAUCUUCGUAUACAUUUGAGCCCGUAGUCCGUUCUACUGCCCAGAGGCCCCGCGUUCUCUUGUUGGGCAAGACACUGCAUGAUGGCGGAGAGGCUUUGCGCAACUCAGACUUGUUUGAGAUACACACUCUGGACGCUGAAGACCGAGAUCAACUUCUCGCGAAGAUACCCAAACACAUCGCGAAAUAUGGGCCUUAUCAGGCCCUCGUGGCCCGUCUAAGCCCCAAGCCAUACGAGCCAUUUGAUGCAGAGCUUCUGUCGCCCUUUAUGCCACACUUACGCAUCGUCGUGUCGGCGCAAUGCGGAUACAACGACUUUGACGUGAAAUGGAUGACAAAUCAGGGAAUAUGGUUCUGCAACUCCAGAAACGCCACUUGUGAAGCGACGGCCGACAUGGCAAUGUUUCUGGUGCUUGGCGUCUUGAGAAACACCUCUCUCGCCGAGCAGAACUUGCGAAAUGGGCUCUGGCGCGCAGGGCUUGGGCUUGGACAGGAUCCAUCCGGAAAGACCCUUGGGAUCGUGGGCAUGGGCAAAACUGGCUCACUGCUGGCUCGGAAAGCCAGUAUAGCGUUCGGAAUGCGAGUUGCUUAUUGGAAUCACAGCGGAAGAUCUGUAUCUGCCCCGUCCAAUUCUUCCUACAGACGAUGCGACACCUUGGAUGAUCUUUUAAAGUGUUCCGAUAUUGUGUCUUUGCAUUGUCCUCUCACAGAAGGUACAAGAGGUCUCAUGUCGCGCGACAAAUUCAACAAGAUGAGAGAUGAUUCAUAUUUCAUCAAUGCCUCGCGAGGCGCACUGGUCGAUGACGAGGCGUUGGUGGAAAGUUUAGAAACGGGGAAAAUCCGGCGUGCAGGACUUGACGUGUUUGACAACGAGCCUGCUGGAAUUCAUCCAUACUUCCGUUCACGACCAGACAAAGUCGUCGUUCAACCGCACAUGGGUGGAUUAACCGAGGCUUCAUUCGCCAGAGCAGCAGCGGAAUGUUUUGGUAACCUUCGGAACUAUUUUGAGACCGGAAGGCCAUGGACUGCUGUCAACGAGGUCUCAUCUCUGGACUUGUGGACAGUGUCGGGGCGGAGGACAUCAGGUAUGAUCGAGGACAGCAUCCCUUUGAACUUGGGAACGGACACGGGGCACCAAAAGGCCGACCACUGCGAGACGCCCCGCAUCGCGAUUAUGCAAUUCCACUAG
Molecule: messenger RNA, 1191 nt
Organism: Diaporthe amygdali
Lineage: Eukaryota; Fungi; Ascomycota; Sordariomycetes; Diaporthales; Diaporthaceae
Product: glycerate-and formate-dehydrogenase protein
Exons: 2
Coding region: 1-1191 (396 amino acids)
Cellular component (GO): cytosol
Molecular function (GO): glyoxylate reductase (NADPH) activity; hydroxypyruvate reductase [NAD(P)H] activity; NAD binding
Source: RefSeq, a predicted model, not a curated record